AUAAGUUUCCGUCUCCACAGCUACAGUAUAUUUGCACUCUUGCAUUUCUAUGGGUGUAACUGGGUUUUCAAGCUUGUUUUCAUUUAAACGUGCUCCUGAUGUGAUGAUGUUUUGCGCAGCCACCUGCAGGAGCUGACAGUCACAGGCGGUUGACCUCAAUAUUAAACUGUGAUCAGAAUCAGUCAGGCUUCACACGCUGCACAGCUCUUCAUCACUCAAAACUAACAAUUAGGCAAAUAGAUACACUGCAUACUUUACGAACUACUGCUACAGGCAUAUUGUGGAGAUUUCAUUUCCAUUUGUCUCAUUUCUUUCUCCCAAAGAUCUUGAGGAUUACAGUCAGAGCUUUUGGAGGAAAAAUGUCCUUGCAGCACUUGACUGCCAUAAACUGUGCAAGUCUUCUGCAGCCUGGCUGCUCCAUACUGCAUCUAGAAGGCGAUGCUUAUCUUUUUGGUCAGAAAGGAUGGCCCAAACGUUCCUGCCCCACAGGCAUGUUUGGUAUACACAUCAAACGCGGGGAAAUCAAGUUGCGUGCCAUCUCAUUCUCCAACAAUUCUUGCUACCUCCCACCUCUGCGUUACCCAGCAGUUGUUCACGUAGAGCCUUACAAUGAAAAGCCUGAGUGCUACCUUAUUCAUGGAGGCCGAACACCCAACAAUGAGCUAUCCUCGAGCCUGUAUGUACUUAGUGUUGACAAUCGUGGAUGUAAUCGUAAGGUCACAUUGAGAUGCCAGGAGAAAGAGUUGGUCGGCGAGCUUCCGGAGGCGCGGUAUGGCCACACCCUUAGUGUUGUCCACAGCAGAGGAAAAACUGCCUGUGUUCUUUUUGGUGGCAGAUCCUACAUGCCUGCUGCUGAGAGAACCACAGAGACCUGGAACUGCAUGGUGGACUGUCCACCGCAGAUUUAUCUCAUUGAUCUCGAGUAUGGCUGCUGUUCAUCACACACCCUCCCAGAGCUCACUGAUGGCCAGUCAUUUCACCUGGCACUGGCACGAGAGGAUUGUGUCUAUUUCUUGGGUGGACACAUUGCCUCUACUGACUGCCGACCACCUCGCCUGUUUCGGCUGCGUGUAGAGCUUCUUUUAGGAAGUCCAUUACUCUCUUGUGAGAUCCUUAAUGAUGGACUCUCCAUCACAAGUGCCAUUGCAACUCCCAUAGGCGUUGCUCAUGAAUACAUUAUUCUUGGUGGUUACCAGUCAGAUUCCCAGAAGAGAAUGCUGUGCACCUACAUAGGACUAGAUGAUGUCGGGAUACGCAUAGAGCCUAGAGAGACUCCUGAGUGGAGCAAUGAAAUCAGCCAAAGCCGCACCUGGUUUGGCGGAACUCUAGAAAAGGGGAGCGCAUUAGUUGUUAUACCGUCAGGGACAAAUCCCACACCUGCAGAUGCUUAUUACUUUUACCAGUUAAGCUUGCAGCAGGAAGGAAAUGGAGAGGAUCCAACCCAGACAUGCAGCCAAGAGUCCACUGAUUUUGAGGAUUCUGCGCCUCUAGAAGAUUCAGAAGAACUGUACUUUGGGCGUGAACCCCAUGAGAUGGAAUACAGCAGUGAUGGAGAGGGAGACACCUACAAUGAGGAAGAUGAAGAGGAUGAAUCUCAGACCAGUUACUGGAUUAAGUGCUGCCUUACAUGUCAGGUAGACAUCAACACCUGGGAGCCCUUCUAUUCCACUGAGCUCACCAGACCAGCCAUGAUCUUCUGUUCCAGAGGUGAAGGUGGACACUGGGUCCAUGCUCAGUGUAUGGAGCUCUCAGAGAGCCUACUACUACGUCUUUCUCAAGAUAACAGCAAGUAUUUUUGUCUAGAUCAUGGAGGCCUUGCCAGGCAGGAAAUUACUCCCCCACGCAAGAUAAAUCCUCUGAAAAGAGUCCCAAUGAAGACAAUGCACCGCAAAGCCCCCAUAACCCUGAAAAUGUCUCCUGUUAAGAAAAGCUUCUUCAGAAGGCUGUUUGACUGAACUGUUGAUACUUAAUUGGUUAUAUGAAAGCUAUGCUAGAUGCUUAAUACGUUUUCUUUAAAACUUUAUCUACUUUGGUAAUGUAUAAGAAUAAAGAUUUGUUUGGAGCAUAUUAUUAUGAUACACCAUUUUUAAAAGUUUAAAUG
Messenger RNA from Silurus meridionalis, 2101 nucleotides. RefSeq names its product recombination activating gene 2 (gene rag2). Bases 360 to 1955 code for a protein of 531 amino acids. The record is from RefSeq and is a predicted model, not a curated record. Gene Ontology annotation, molecular function: protein binding; sequence-specific DNA binding. Gene Ontology annotation, biological process: V(D)J recombination. Gene Ontology annotation, cellular component: DNA recombinase complex; nucleus. Lineage: Eukaryota; Metazoa; Chordata; Actinopteri; Siluriformes; Siluridae. The transcript has 2 exons.